AUGACAAAGAAAGCUUCAUCUUCUUCCUCAGAGUAUUUCUCCAGCAACUCUUUGGAAAACAAGCUCACUGGUGCUGAAUUCAAGACCACCCAGGAGGAUGCAGCCCAUCCUAAGUCCUCUGCCGUGGUCCCUCCUGGUGGUGAGGCUGCAGAAGAAUCAUCUGCCUCAUCCUACUUCACCUGUUUUUCUUCCAUAUCGCAAAUAAUUAGGGCUAAUCAGGAUGGAGCUCCUCAAACAGACCAGCUUGUUUCUUGUUCCAAGAAAUGUGAGACUUCCUCACACUUUCUAUAUAGCUCCUUUACUUUGCAGCUGGCUAAUGAUCCUAAGCCUUCUGUGUCCUCUGCAAACACAAAAGAGGAAACAUUCAUGAAUGUCUACUAUAUGAAUGUAAGAACAAAAAGGGGUGUGGCUGUCCUCAAUGAUGAGCAAGAAAGCCUGGAGCCUCCUACCAAAAAAACAAAAAAAGAAAAAAAGACCUUUUCUGAUCUCCAGGGAGCAGUCACCCCCUCUUGCACUACUAAGGAGCCACUAACUUGCAGUGCAUCCAGGCAGACAAUAGAAGAGCAGGAGAAAGGGAAGGAGGCUGACAGUCCACCAGUGCCUCCAGCUGCCGAGGAAUAUCCCAGGGCCAAGACGCCUGAAUGGCUUGUGGCCCUGGAUAGUGGCUUCAGGUGCAUGGCCUGCUGCCGGGUCUUUCCUAGCUUGGAGGUCCUCCAGGAACACGUGAAGCAUGGAGUCCGUGAGGGCUUCAGCUGCCAUACUUUCCAUCUGACCUUGACUUUGCUGGAGAGAAAGAAAAGGGUAGAGAAGGAAAAGAGUAGGCAGACAUAG
This is a messenger RNA of Mustela lutreola (European mink), 831 nucleotides long. RefSeq names its product protein FAM170A-like. Gene Ontology annotation, cellular component: nucleus. The coding region runs from base 1 to 831 and encodes 276 amino acids. Lineage: Eukaryota; Metazoa; Chordata; Mammalia; Carnivora; Mustelidae. The record is from RefSeq and is a predicted model, not a curated record. Gene Ontology annotation, biological process: fertilization. The transcript has 3 exons.